UCCGGAUCAAGUAAAAUCGACGUGUACAGUUUAAUUCUAAUGAGGUGGCGGAUCGUGUUAUAAACAUUUUCACAGAGAAUUUUGAAAAUGCAGUGGCCGUCGUUGAGCUUGAUUUUCACGCAAAUAUUUCUAGCUUACAUUGUUUAUACGAUUUACAGUAUGUCACUGUUAUUCGUGACACCGUCUUGCGAGGAUGGCAAGCCGUGUUUGAAGUCUUACUUGAACCAAAAGCCACGUCUGCAGCUGCAGAUUUACAGUUCCGUUGAGAAAUAUCCAGCUGAUAGACAGCAACUAGAUUUCAUUUACAGCGCCAGAGAUUUUAAUUACACGCAUUCAAACAGUUUUCCAGUGUCUUUGAAUGUUCCACGUAAAACAAGAAACAAUGGGACAUUGUUCCUCCAUUUUUUCAUUGAACCCAGUUCUAAUAAACAUCGCGAAAGUAUCAUGGAUGUAGAAAAAGAUCCAUAUAUAUCUUACACCGCUAUUGAGAUGACACAAUAUGUUAUUCCUAAAGCAGAGGCUAUUAAUUUGUUGGGAGAGAAGGAUUCAAAUGCAAAGAAGAAAAAAGAAACGUUUCUACAUCCUGUGACACACAUAAAAAGCCGUAUAACAUUUACAAUAAUGACUGAUGAUAUAAAACUUCCUGUUCACAAUGUACCUGCAGAACUUAUACAUCACUUAAAGAUUGUACAGGGCAGAACAUUUCUACCUAUUGUUAAAAAUGAUUUCCUACAAACUAGACACAGUGAUUUAGUGAGACUAAUGCCGCACAAUAAUACAGUUAAUAUGACACUGCAGUAUUCACCAAUUUCCCUUGGAAAGUUGAGGAUGUUGUUGCACGUUGAAGGUUCUAUGCAGACUAUGAAAUAUCUUGGAUUUUCUGACAAAGAUGUAGACGAAGUUAAAGGCAUUUUUGCAGAUACUAACAUAUAUCUUUUAGGAGGAACAUUCUUCAUUGCAACCAUUCAUUUGCUGUUUGAUUUUCUUGCCUUUAAAAAUGAUGUCAGUUAUUGGAGGAGGAAAGAUAAUCUUGUUGGCCUUAGUAGAUGGACUGUUGUUUGGAGAGGGAUCAGUCAGACUGUUGUAUUCCUCUAUCUACUUGAAGAAGGUUCCUCUUUGCUUGUGCUUAUGCCUGCUGGAAUAGGAUCUAUAAUUGAGAUAUGGAAACUGAAGAAGGUGUUGAAGCUUAGACUAAACAAAAGUCACAAUAGCGUGGCUGAAAUGAAAACAAGAGAAUUCGAUAUGGAAAGCAUGCGUUAUUUAAGCUACUUGUUAUAUCCUCUUGUUAUUGGGGGAGCGAUUUAUUCUUUGCUUUAUCAACCGCACAAAAGUUGGUACUCGUGGAGUAUAAACUCGUUGGUGAAUGGUGUUUAUGCAUUUGGAUUUCUAUUCAUGCUUCCUCAACUGUUCGUGAACUAUAAACUGAAAUCCGUGGCGCAUCUGCCAUGGAGAACAUUCAUGUAUAAAGCGUUUAAUACAUUCAUCGACGAUGUGUUUGCAUUUGUAAUUGUUACACCGACCGCACAUCGAAUAGCAUGCUUCCGAGACGACACUAUUUUUCUUAUUUAUCUGUAUCAAAGAUGGCUGUACCCCGUUGAUAAGUCUCGACCAGACGGCGACACAAUUGGUGAAGAAUCUGUCGAUUACGGGAGCUCGAGUAAAAAAACCAAUUAAAUACAAUUUAGAGAUAAAAAUGUUACAUAGGGUUAAAAUUAUAUUUUUCACUGUUUGUGAUAUAUAGUAAGACGGUGAUAACUUGUUGACAUGUGAAAUCAACAUGACGUAUUUGUUAAUGAAACGUAUAAUAUCGAGCGUGGCAAUGUUACAUUCUGACGACGAAAUUACACAGAUGGCAGUAUUAAUUAUAAAAAACACAUUCGGCACAACAUCUUUUGAAUAUAUUACCAUUGUUUCUUUACAGGAAUUUUUUAUAUAUAAGCGAUUU
Molecule: messenger RNA, 1945 nt
Organism: Dufourea novaeangliae
Lineage: Eukaryota; Metazoa; Arthropoda; Insecta; Hymenoptera; Halictidae
Product: cleft lip and palate transmembrane protein 1-like protein
Exons: 8
Coding region: 88-1674 (528 amino acids)
Cellular component (GO): endomembrane system; membrane
Source: RefSeq, a predicted model, not a curated record